Messenger RNA from Pseudomyrmex gracilis, 3122 nucleotides. RefSeq lists its product as uncharacterized. Gene Ontology annotation, biological process: stabilization of membrane potential; potassium ion transmembrane transport. Gene Ontology annotation, molecular function: potassium ion leak channel activity. The transcript has 12 exons. Lineage: Eukaryota; Metazoa; Arthropoda; Insecta; Hymenoptera; Formicidae. The coding region runs from base 395 to 2263 and encodes 622 amino acids. Gene Ontology annotation, cellular component: membrane. The record is from RefSeq and is a predicted model, not a curated record.
UGCGGGAAUCAUGAGCGUGUCGUUAUGGAGAGUUUCCGAAGUUGCGUUCGGGUGUUUGCGAGUAAACGUGAAAUUUACGCGACGCUAAAGGAUCCUUCGGGAUGCUGAAGAAUCCGAACGACGUUCCGAGUUCGAGAGUAAAUCUUCUUUGAUCUUAUGAAAUUAACUGUGUGUGUGUGUGUGUGCGUGUGUGUGUAUACAGUUAUCGGUAACAGCAGCUUCACUUGAACACGUGCCGCUUUAAAUAGACAUCGCGUGUUGAAGAUCAGCUGGAAUCUAAUUAUUAGCAAUUAAAGCUAAUUGACGAGGGGCUUCGCGCAGUACUCGCUAUGUAAAUGGAGAAUCUAAUAAGAGAAUACCCGCGAUCUUCUUGAAAGGAGGGAGGAAGUAGAAAAUGCCACGCUUGCGAACCGAGAUGUUCGACCCGAUCGAAGUGGAGAAACCGUCGAGAUGCAUCAGGUUCUUACGGCUGCUGUGGAAAUUCAGCAGAUGCGUCUUCUCUCACGUGAUGCUGAUCUCUAUGGUGGUUGCUUAUUGUGUAAUCGGCGCGUACGCCUUCGAGUCACUGGAGGCGAAUCACGAGAGAGAGGUGAAAAAGAGCAUCAAGGAUGUACGAGGGAACGUCUCGGAGAAGCUAUGGGAAAUCACAAAGGAUUUCGACGUGUUGAUUCGGGAGGAUUGGACGGAGAAAGCGCUGAGCGAGCUGAAGGAAUUCGAGGACAGUCUCAGAAAAAAGAUGACGAAAGAGGGAUGGGACGGGAGCGAGGAAGAGAAUACUAUUCAGUGGACAUUCGCCGGCGCUCUGUUCUAUUCCAUCAUCGUCAUCACGACGAUCGGAUACGGUCACAUCGCCCCGAAAACAAAAAAUGGAAAAGUGGUGACCAUUUUUUACGCCAUCCUCGGUAUUCCACUUAUGUUGCUUUGCCUGUCGAAUAUCGGAGAUGUGAUGGCGUCGAGUUUUAGAUUUCUAUACUGGAAAGUGUGUUGCUACAUAUGCACGAAACCUCCGAAAAAACGACGAUCACGCAGAGAUGCAUUUGUCAGAUCGUAUUCCGUUCGCCAGUCAGGGCGAUACGGAUCGAGCAAAGGCCCGUUUCGCCGAUCUAUGCGAGUGAGUCAACGAUCAGCUGACUCAGCCUUGGGACUUUCCGAGAGUAUGACGAGGUCUUCGUACUCCGAUACUGAUUGCAGGUAUUUGUCACGACGUUUCGAAAGCGAGUCGAAGACAAGCGGUUACGCGUCUUCUGUAAAUCAACCAACGGAGACCACAAAAGCCGCCACUAUGCCACGUUAUUCGGAUCUUCCUCUAGCUAUUCCGAGAAACGUAAAAGCCAGUCCCAGGAUGACGACGCAGUCGUUGGACAGAAAAUUGCUGAUGAGUCCGAGCGAUGUGGAUCGUUCGCCGGUUUUGUGCAAUAAAUAUGCGCUGGACGAUUUGGAGGACGAGAUGUUGAAGUGGCAGCCGCCACCGCAAAACAGAGUCGAAAACUCGGAAAAAUCACCAAGCAAUGAAAUGACCGAAGAGCCGGAUAGCGUCGAAAAGCAAACAACCUUCAAUCCUAGAUCCUUGCCGAGAAGAUGCUUUUCGGUAGAAGGGACCACGACGAAUCACAGAGCGAAUAUGGCAUCCGGGCUUCGACCCACUUCUGUGUAUUUGGAAAUGGAACAUAUGAGACGAUCGCAAUCCACCAAGAGUAGUAGACGCACUAGGAGCAAUUAUCCCGUCGCGCGCUCGUACAAACGGGGACCACCACUGUCGCCGAGGAUUAUGUCUCCGAUGGGAUUCGCAGUGCAUCGACAGGUUUACACCGACGAAAUUGAUUUUGACUACGACCACCACUCCAGCACGGAUGACCAGCAGGAAAGACAGCCGAUCAAACCCGUGCCCAUCUGGCUGUGCGUCUUCCUGGUCGUUAGUUACAUUUUUGGCGGCGCUUUUCUCUUCAGCAAAUGGGAGAAAUGGGAGUUACUCGACUCGGCUUACUUCUGCUUCAUCACGUUGACCACCAUCGGUUUCGGCGACUUUGUGCCGGCGUACGCGCAGAAGGGCAUCGCUCUUUGUUCCCUCUACUUGCUAUUUGGAAUUGCUUUGCUGGCAAUGAGCUUUAAUCUGGUGCAAGAAGAGGUCAUCAACAACGUGAAGAGCGUCGCAAAGAGGCUGGGUAUCAUCAAAGAAACCGACGACGAGGAAGAGGCCGAGGACUACGACGAAUACGACCCCGAGUACGAGGAGGAGGUUUAUGAAAACGAGCCCAAGCUAUGAUCUCGCGGUUUUCAGCUUAUCAUUCGAGACGAGAUCGAGGACGCGCGUCAUCCAUUGCGUCGUCAACACGAGAAAUUCUCCGGAUUUCUAGGUUCACGUUUCCUCUCCUCCCACCUCUUAUCUCCCAGUCAAGAACGUAUAAGUCAGUUUUGCGAUACAACCAAAUAUACAGACCUGAUCUCGCGCGAAAAUCUCUCGAAUAUACUUGGAGAGAAUAAAUAAUCUGAUAUGUAUUUUUCUACGCGAGAGAGUUUCUUGCGUAGGAAUAAAUCGGUACAGACACGCGAAAUCAAAUCGAUGUAAGUAUGAAUUUGCAUUCUGUCACUCGCGUGGCGUCACUCAGUGAGUCACUUAUUGAUAUGAUAUAUGAAAUAGGCGAAGAAAUUGACAUUUUGAAUACGAGAAAAUUGCAAUACGUGAGAAACGGACUUUUAGAUUUGAAAACGUCUUUUGGGUAAAAAAAAAAAAAAAAAAAAUUGCAAGUUUCAAUAUCUGCGCACGUUGAAACGCUCUAUUCUCAAAUUGUAUUUACGGAAUAACGUCGGGAAGAAAAACCACCACAUAUUGCGAAUCAGAAAAUACCGCGCUGUGUAAUGCCGCUGGUAUACAUACAUACGUACGUAAAUUCUGAGAAUUAGUUUCUAUAUAAAAUAAAUGAAAGAACAAUUGCAAAAUGCAAUUAGAUUUACAUAUAUAUUGCAUAGCGGUUGCUUUAAUAAUUAGUCGACAUUUGCAUUUCGAGUGGUUUCUUUUCAGGAGUUUAUCAUAUAAUUGUGUUUGCAUGCAAUUUUACGUGUAUUACACGUAAAGAGAAAAAAGAAGUAGAGAUAUACUUGAAUAAAAAUUAUAAAAUAUGUAA